AUGGCUGCUUAUCGUGACACUGGCAAUGCUGUUGACGAUGACUUUUGCUCUCAGGCUUUGAUCUUUCUAGUACCUACUUCGAUCGCGACUACAUGUCGUAUCGAUGCUUGUUCAGACACCAAGUUCAAGUUGAAGUUGACUCGGCUGAGAGUCGGCUCAGAGCUCUGCAUCGACGAUUCAAUCUUCCGUGCCGAGCCAGCUAGGACAUUCAAGCUUCCAGAUCGAGCUCAUGAGAAGUCUCCGAUGGAUCAAGCACGAAGAAAAAAUAUUUUGUCACUUGUUGUUCAGUGUUGUUCGGAGAUUGCCGUCCGAGUCUGGUGUUUAUUCUGA
Molecule: messenger RNA, 330 nt
Organism: Mycena indigotica
Lineage: Eukaryota; Fungi; Basidiomycota; Agaricomycetes; Agaricales; Mycenaceae
Exons: 2
Coding region: 1-330 (109 amino acids)
Source: RefSeq, a predicted model, not a curated record